CACGCACCCACGCGCUCGCUCCUAGCGUGACGUAUGCACUAGCGCCCGGUUAGCUAACUAUUUGUUGUAGUUAGUAGCGUACAUCGGAGUCGUUUAACGUUAGCUAACUACAUAGUAACUAACGUUUUCUGCCCAGGUGACUGUCGGUAUCGGCCAUGGACGACGAAAGUCACCCCAAAACCCUGUAUGUGGGGAACCUCUCAAAGGAUGUAACAGAAAUUCUGAUUCUGCAACUCUUCACCCAGAUAGGGCCUUGCAAAAGUUGUAAAAUGAUCACAGAGCACACAAGCAAUGACCCCUAUUGCUUUGUGGAGUUCUUUGAACACAGAGAUGCUGCUGCAGCCCUUGCAGCAAUGAACGGGAGGAAGAUAUUAGGAAAGGAGGUCAAAGUAAAUUGGGCCACCACUCCAAGUAGCCUGAAGAAAGACACAUCCAAUCACUUCCAUGUUUUUGUGGGUGAUUUGAGCCCUGAGAUCACCACUGAGGAUGUCAAGGCUGCAUUUGCACCUUUUGGGAAAAUUUCGGAUGCGCGUGUUGUGAAGGACAUGACGACAGGCAAAUCAAAGGGGUAUGGAUUUGUGUCCUUCUACAACAAACUGGAUGCAGAGAAUGCCAUUGUUAACAUGGGGGGACAGUGGCUUGGAGGACGCCAAAUCAGGACCAACUGGGCAACGCGUAAACCACCUGCUCCAAAGAGUGCCCAGGACAAUGGCUCAAAGCAGCUGAGGUUUGACGACGUAGUGACUCAGUCCAGUCCACAGAACUGUACCGUGUACUGUGGAGGGAUCCAGUUAGGACUAUCAGAACACCUAAUGCGACAGACCUUCUCACCGUUUGGUCAAAUAAUGGAAAUCAGAGUUUUCCCAGAGAAAGGCUACUCCUUCAUCAGGUUUUCAUCUCAUGAAAGUGCUGCCCAUGCCAUUGUUUCAGUAAAUGGCACAGCCAUUGAAGGACACAUAGUGAAGUGCUUUUGGGGCAAAGAAUCUCCUGACAUGGCAAAAAAUCCACAGCAGGUUGAGUACAGUCAGUGGGGGCAGUGGAACCAGCUCUAUGGGAAUCCACAGCAGCAGUAUGGGCAGUAUGUGACCAAUGGGUGGCAAGUUCCCUCCUACAGUAUGUACAGCCAGACGUGGAAUCAGCAAGGAUUUGGAGUAGAUCAGUCCCAGUCACCGGCCUGGAUGGGAGGCUUUGGAUCUCCAUCAGCCCAGGCUGCAGCCCCGCCUGGUCCAGUGAUGUCCAAUCUGGCUAACUUCAGCAUGGCUGGCUACCAAACACAGUGAGCUGGCCCCAACUUAAGUGCAAUACCAAGGGGAUUUUGUCAACUCUUUUAGACCACACUGCACUCAUCUUGACAGCUGCUGUGGUGGAAGAAGGGCAGGGGCCAUAUUCACAAAGCCUUUGUAGCUAAUAGAUGUUCCUAAACAACCAGUUUAAUAAUUAUGGUUUUAAGGGGAGUGUCCAUUUCAUUCAGAACCUUUAAAAAAUGUAUUUGAAGAUAAUUCCUAAUUCUGUUAUGGAAAAUUGCUCUUGGGCCUCUGAAGUAAAGCCAAACCAACUGUCUUUGUUUAAGUAGAUGUUAAAGGGCUUGCCAACCAUUUGAAUGUUCGACCCUUUGAAAAUCUUACCCAGAAUGUGACAAAGAGGAUUUGCAGUGCUUACUGAACAGAUAUCUUAAAGCAACAUUAUGUAAGAAUUAUUUUUCUCCUCUUAGCUUCCUCCUUCAACAUCCUCCAUAGUCUCUUCAGUCUUUUCGCUUCUGCCAUUAAUUAUGUUGCCCGUCACCUGGCUCCAGCACGACACCAGUGCCGCUUUCUACCAACAGCAGCAUAAUGUUGCUUGAAACUUGGGUAGCAAGCUUGCCAUCAAAGUUAGACAGCAACAUACGCAAGAGCACUUAGAGUAAUGGUACCGAUGUCCGAGUGUGUUAUGUAAUAAGUCUGCUAACAUUAGCUUGAGAUUUAUAGUUAGCAGCUAAACCUCUGUCUGUGAAAACUCUGGCUGAUUUUCUCGAGUUGACAGUUCUGCUAACAAACAUCAAGCAAGUGAAACAACACAAGACAUAGCCAGCCAGCUAAUGAGUUAUUACUGACUAGAUCAACAGAAAGAAGGCCAGCUCUGUCUUGCAUCCUUUUAGCUCUUUCAGCUCACACCAACAAGUAAAAGACAGUCCGAUAUUUACUCUUGUCAGGUCUCGAUCAGAUUGCUCGAUCGCUCUCUCUUUUUCUCUUCAUCAUUUUCUUGGAAUGGCGAUGACAAAGAAGCCAUUCUCCCUAUUACAAGACAGUGUACCAUCAAAAGUAUUUUGAAGCUGUUAUUUUAACAUACACUUUCUAUAUAAUGUUGCUUUUAUAGAUGAAGAUCAUUUGAUGCCUUUCCUCUUAUCAAACACUGAGUAAGUAAACCAAUUGGCCAAACCAUAAAAAAGCUUGUGUAGUCCUAAACUAUACUCAGCAAAAAAAGCAAACAUCCUUUCACCUACAACUGCUUUUAUUUUCAGCAGACUUAACAUGUGUUAAUAUUUGUAUGAACAUAAAAAGAUUUAACAACUAAGACAUAAACUGGACAAAGUUUCACAGAUAUACGAGUAACAGAAAUGGAAAAAUGUGUCCCUGAACAAAGGGAGGGUCAAAAUCAAAAGUAACAAUCAGUAUCUGAUGUGGCCCUGUGGUCCUGUGCAGGUGUUGUCAAAUGUGGUCUUCCACUGCAAGAACAAUCAGCUGUCCUUCCUGUCUCACUUUAGUGCUUUCUUAGGCAUCUCACAGUACACACACAUUGCCCUGGCAUCAUCAGCAGUCCUAAUGCCUCCUUGCAGCAUGCCUAAGGCACGUUCACGCAGAUGAGCAGGGACGCUGCGCAUCUUUUCGUGUUUUUCAGAGUCAUUUGAAAGGUCUCUUUAGUGUUCUAAGUUUUUAUAACUGUGACCUUAAUUGCCUCGUGUCUGUACGCUGUUAGUGUCUUAACGACCAUUCCACAGGUGCAUGUUCAUUGAUUGUUUAUGGUUCAUUGAACAAACAUGAAAGACAUUGCUUACACCCUUUACAAUAAAUAUCUGUUAAGUGAUUUUUACAGAAUUAUCUUUAAAAUACAGUGUCCUGAAAAAGGGAUAUUUCUUUUUUUGCUGAGUUUAAAUGUACAUAUAGACACAUAACAGCUACGUUAGUAAUUAUAUUGGUUAGUUAGCGUAGUGGCGCUAAAAGCACACUUACUACAAGCAAUCAAGAAGCUCACUGGGACAUAACAAGGAUUAUAAGCCUUGGAAAUCUCAAACUUUAUGACCUUUUGAAUUAUCAAACUGUAGAAAUAUCUGCUCUCAGUAGUAGAACAGACUUGUUAAAAUGUUUAUUUACUUGUCAUUUUUCUGUAAUUUUAUACAACAGAAGACAAAACUCCACUGAAGUCCCCAUGCAUUAAGGUCAUUCCUGUCAUAUAGGUCAGUUUUUAAAAUGACAUACAGUAAUGACAGCGUUGCACAGAUAAAGCAGGUAUGAUUGGUCACCAAGAAUGAGCCAACCUGCUAAAAGUUGGUCUGGACUAAGCUUCAGCUCAUAGCUAGAAAUUCAGUCCUACUUUGAUAUAUGAAUGAAAAAUGCUUUGUGAAUAUAGGCCCCGUAACAGUAGUUUACCUUUUCAGUAUAUGUGAAAAAACUAUUUGUAUAAACAAUUAUGGCUUUAAAUUAGAUUUACGCGGGGCGUGGUGUCUCAUAGGGUAAAUCUUGUGUACAGAGAGAGUUUCACCUACACAGCUCUAAAAGCAAAAUAUAUUAGGUUUUUCCUGUUUUGUAUUGGAGUGAUCAGCAUGUUCUUUGCAGACUUUUGAUGGACUAGUUUACACAUUAAUGGAGCUUAGAUUGGACUAAUAUAUGUAAUCCUGUGUCUCAAAGGAAGGUCUAUAAGACAUUCUCACUAAGAAAAUAUUGUAAAAAUGAUUUAACCCCCAAACUGACUGUGCUGAUUCUGGGGCUGGUUUCCUAGAAAAAUAUUGAAUCUUGAGAUUUUUCCUUCUCUCUCUUGACAACCUCAGUUUCUUUUUAAUGUCUGUGAGUGUUUUUGCGAAGAAUCUUGGACUUAAUUUAGCACCAAAACCAGCCCCUAAUCAUAUUGCAUCGUGUAUUUAGAUAUUUCAAAAUGUUGCACCCAUUUUUGUAAAGACAAAUUGUCUAAUGUUUGAGGCUAACUAUAAAUUGGGAUUAUUUUAUUUUAUGUUUAUUCAACGGAAAGUGUAAGGUUUCCUAAAUAUACCAUUGGUGUGUCAGGGCAGCGGGCACAUUUUCUCAAUAUCAGCAGAAUAUUUCCAUAUAUUCCUGUUUAAAAAUAACUGGCAUGUUGUGACAAGAGGAUUUUGCAAUGAUGUCUGGAUUUUCUGGAAUUUGGAUUUUACUUGUAUAUGUGCCAUUCUGUACAGUGUAUUACACUCCUAUUACACACUUGUAAGAUCACUCUCCUUUUCCUUUUGUACUACACAACAAACUAAUAAUAUUGUGUUUGUUUAUUAGGGCUGGGUGGUGUUCUUCUAACAAAACAGGGUCAUGGCUGAGAGUGUAAAUAGAAACCUUGAUCACAGACCUUCAUGAAACUUAAGAAAUAAUGUACAUACUGUAGGUAGACUAUUAUGAAAUGAAAUGCCAUCAUUAUAAUAUAAUUUAUGAAUAAGCCUUAAUUGAUGUUUUAGUAAAUUCAAUUUUUUUGUUAUUUACAGAGGCUCCAUUACAAAUCUAAAUUCUUUUCCACUGUGGAUUUUCCAUUAUUAAGUUUGUGUGCCAUUUUCAGAAAGUUGCAGGAAGCAGGUGAUGUUGAACUGCACGCUUAUGACAUGUAAUAUAUUUGUUGCUUAAAAUCCUGAAUGUAAUGGAAAGUUGCUUUAAUGACAGUAAUACAUCUAAGUUGAACAACAGAAGUGAUUUGUAAUAAUAAAGUAUAAAAUCAAUUUUCCAUAUAAGUGGAAAAACUCAAUAAGUCACUUCAAAUAAAGAAACCCUUGAACCUUG
Molecule: messenger RNA, 4985 nt
Organism: Micropterus dolomieu (smallmouth bass)
Lineage: Eukaryota; Metazoa; Chordata; Actinopteri; Centrarchiformes; Centrarchidae
Gene: tial1
Product: TIA1 cytotoxic granule-associated RNA binding protein-like 1
Exons: 12
Coding region: 156-1280 (374 amino acids)
Molecular function (GO): DNA binding; mRNA binding
Source: RefSeq, a predicted model, not a curated record